Molecule: messenger RNA, 1773 nt
Organism: Arvicola amphibius (Eurasian water vole)
Lineage: Eukaryota; Metazoa; Chordata; Mammalia; Rodentia; Cricetidae
Gene: Ro60
Product: Ro60, Y RNA binding protein
Exons: 9
Coding region: 149-1765 (538 amino acids)
Cellular component (GO): ribonucleoprotein complex
Molecular function (GO): RNA binding
Source: RefSeq, a predicted model, not a curated record
UCGCUCCGACCUGGACCUGGAGCUGCCCUCGCCCUUUUUGGCCGCCGCUGCCGCCGCCUCUUGCCGGCGCUGCGCAGGGCUUCUCAUUUAGGCGCCGCAGGUCCUGAGCACCGACUUCCAGGCACAGAUUUCCCAAAGGACAAGGAAGAUGGAAGAAUCUGCAAACCAGUUGCAGCCACUGAGUGAUAGUCAAGUGGCCAACUCGGAGGGCGGAUACAUAUGGCAGGUCACAGACAUGAACCGGCUGCACCGCUUCUUAUGUUUUGGUUCUGAAGGUGGUACUUACUAUAUCAAAGAACAGAAGCUGGGUCUCGAAAAUGCCGAAGCCUUAGUAAGAUUGAUUGAAGAUGGCAGAGGAGGUGAAGUGAUACAGGAAAUCAGGUCAUUUAGUCAGGAAGGCAGGAGUGCGAAACAGGAGCCCUUGCUGUUUGCGCUUGCCAUUUGUUCCCAGUGUUCAGACACAAAGACCAAACAGGCAGCCUUUAAAGCUGUUCCCGAAGUUUGUCGCAUUCCAACCCAUCUCUUCACUUUCAUCCAGUUUAAGAAAGAUCUGAAGGAAAGCAUGAAGUGUGGAAUGUGGGGGCGUGCCCUCCGGAAGGCCGUUGCAGACUGGUACAAUGAGAAAGGUGGCAUGGCCAUCGCUCUGGCAGUUACAAAGUAUAAGCAAAGGAAUGGCUGGUCUCACAAAGAUCUCUUAAGACUGUCACAUCUUAAACCUUCCAGCGAAGGACUUGCUGUUGUGACCAAAUAUAUCACAAAGGGCUGGAAAGAAGUUCACGAACUGUAUAAAGAAAAGGCACUUUCUGGGGAGACUGAAAAACUGUUAAAGUAUCUAGAGGCUGUGGAGAAAGUGAAGCGUACGAAUGACGAGCUGGAGGUCAUUCAUCUAAUCGAAGAGCACCAGUUAGUUAGGGAGCAUCUGCUCACAAACCACUUGAAGUCUAAAGAGGUAUGGAAGGCUUUGUUACAAGAAAUGCCCCUUACUGCACUCCUGAGGAAUCUGGGAAAGAUGACGGCUAAUUCCGUGCUUGAACCAGGAAAUUCUGAAGUAUCUUUAGUAUGUGAGAAACUGUGCAAUGAAAAACUGCUCAGAAAGGCUUGUAUACAUCCAUUUCAUGUUUUAAUUGCACUAGAAACCUACAGAACAGGCCAUGGGCUCAGAGGAAAACUGAAGUGGACUCCAGAUAAAGAAAUUUUGCAAGCAUUGGAUGCCGCUUUUUAUAAAACAUUUAAGACAGUUGAGCCGACUGGGAAGCGUUUCCUGCUGGCUGUUGAUGUCAGUGCUUCUAUGAACCAGAGAGUUUUGGGGAGUAUACUCACUGCUAGUACUGUUGCUGCAGCAAUGUGCAUGCUGGUCACACAAACAGAAAAAGAGUCUUCAGUAGUUGCUUUUGCCUGUGAUAUGGUACCGUUUCCUGUGACUUCAGACAUGACCUUGCAGCAGGUUUUAACAGCUAUGACUAAAGUCCCAGCAGGUAGCACCGAUUGCUCUCUUCCAAUGAUUUGGGCCCAGAAGACAAACACAGCUGCUGAUGUCUUCAUUGUCUUCACUGAUAAUGAGACCUACUCAGGACAGGUGUCUCCUGCUGCUGCCCUGAGGGAGUACCGAAAGAAAAUGGAUAUUCCUGCUAAAUUGAUUGUUUGUGGGAUGACAUCAAAUGAUUUUACCAUCGCAGACCCAGACGAUAGAGGCAUGUUGGAUAUGUGCGGCUUUGAUACUUCGACUCUGGAUGUAAUUCGAAAUUUUACAUUGGAUGUAAUUUAACCAUAAUU